Ipomoea nil (Japanese morning glory) is the source of this 1303-nucleotide messenger RNA. RefSeq lists its product as uncharacterized. NCBI's taxonomy places the organism in Eukaryota, Viridiplantae, Streptophyta, Magnoliopsida, Solanales, Convolvulaceae. Gene Ontology annotation, molecular function: hydrolase activity. Bases 24 to 1058 code for a protein of 344 amino acids. The transcript has 9 exons. The record is from RefSeq and is a predicted model, not a curated record.
GUAAUAAUGUUUUAAAACUUAAAAUGGACAUCCAAACCGCCGUCGUUCACACCUACCGCAACACAGCUUCUAUCCUGAAGGCCACCACGUGGAUACGCUCGCCGGCUGUACGUUAUUGCAAAUCCGCCUCCAAUCUCCGCCUAAAGCCGUUGAAGCAAAAAAGUCGUCGCUUUUCCAUGGCCUCCUCCGUCCGAAUCGUCGUCGUCGGAGAUGUUCAUGAUGAUUGGGACCUAGAAGAAGACAGGAAAGCUCUUCAAUACUUGAAGCCAGAUGUGGUGCUGUUCACAGGUGAUUUUGGUAAUGAAAAUGUUGAUCUAGUAAAAAGUAUUGCUGAUCUUGAAAUGGCAAAGGCUGUUAUUUUGGGGAACCAUGAUGCCUGGAAUACAUCACAGUUUUCAGGAAAGGAAAAAGAUGCUGUCCAACUUCAGCUAGAGUGUCUUGGUGAUGAGCAUGUUGGUUUCCGACGCAUGGAUCUCCAUACAUUGAAACUGAGUAUCAUUGGGGGAAGGCCAUUCUCUUGUGGUGGUUCUCAACUGUUUCGAAAAAGGCUUCUCAUUGCUAGAUAUGCAGUUCAUGAUAUGAACAGAAGUGCAGAGAAAAUCUAUGAAAAUGCAGUGGGUGCUCCACAGGAUCAUUCACUAAUAUUUCUUGCUCAUAAUGGUCCAACAGGUUUAGGUUCUGCAGUGGAUGACAUCUGUGGAAAGGAUUGGUGGCCUGAAGGCGGCGACCACGGUGAUCCAGAUCUAGCGCAAGCUAUUUCCCGGUUAAAAGAGACUGCACAAUUUCCCGCCCCUCUGGUUGUGUUUGGUCACAUGCAUAAAGAUCUGGCCUGUGGAGGCCACCGGAAAAUGGUGGUUGUUGGGGAAGAUAACACCAUAUACCUGAAUGGGGCCAUUGUUCCGAGGGUGAAAAGAGUGGAAAAAGACAACUGCACACUGCGAGCCUUCACCAUAGCCGAUAUUUUGGAUGGAAGAGUGGAGAAGAUUACAGAAACAUGGGUUUCUGUUGCUGGCAACAAUACAACAUUAGAAAAAGAGCAACUAAUGUUCAGUAGGUAAAUGUAGAGACGUUAGUGGUUCUUUGGUAAAAUUUAUGUCCAUAUCGUGUAUGUAUAAAGUAUACUAGCUAUCAUUGCCCAACCUGCGAAGUUAUCAUCCAAUAUAAGCUUAACAUUAAGAUAAAUUUAGCAAAAAAAUAUGAAUAAUUAUGAUAUUUAAGCAUAUGUAUGCAUAUAAUUUCACACACUCAGUGGCUGUAUAAACUUAUGCACAUCUAUAUAUCUUGUUUAUUAUGUUUUAUUGAA